AUGUUAAAAAUUAUUCUGGUGGCAUUCCUGGCUUUUCUAGUACAAUAUUCUUUCAAAGUUCUAUUAACACUCGAUGUGCAUAAACGAACCUACAACCAUAGACCAGGCCCCUGUCGGAAAAUAGAAGGCGUUGUGAAUGGAUCCGAGGACAUCACAAUUUCAUAUGAGAAAAAUCUAGCAUUUAUCACUUCUGGAAUAGUUUUUCUACACUCUGACUCUUCAAAAACCGAGAAUAAUGGAGAGAUGUUUGUAUACGAUUUGUCACAAAGAAGCUACAAGGCGGAACGUAUUCCAGUAAAAAAUCUAGAAGAUUCUGAAUUUUUGCCACAUGGAAUAUCUCAUUGGGUACUGAAAGAUGAAACUGUGAGGUUGUUUGUUGUGGUGCAUUCGAAGGAUUUUAAACAUUCUAUUGUGAUUCUGGACUACGAUGAGAAGAAGAGAGUUUUGAACCAUGUCAGGACAAUCAAAGAUGACAAAUUUGUUAGACCUAACGACGUUCUUGCCACUGGAGAAAAUUCAUUUUUCGUUUCCAAUGACGGAGGUUAUCAUUCCAAUUUAGGAAAUAUUCUGGAAAUCGCUACAGGAUUCCAUAAAGGAAGUCUGGUUCAUUAUGAUGGGAAGAACAGUCAUUAUCUCUUGGAAAACACAGCAACUAAUGGAAUCAUUCUUUCGAAUGAUAAAAAGACGCUUUACGUUUCUUUCAUUUAUGAAGAAACCAUUGGUGUUUUCGAUUGGAAUGUGGCAAAACAGGAGAUCCGAGAAGUUUCGAAAAUUGAAACCUUGACAGCUUGUGAUAAUUUUCAUGUGGAUGAGGAUGAUAACCUCUGGUCGGCGUGUCACCCCGUACUAAAAGACGUGGCCAAACAUCUUGGGAACCAUAAGAACAAAGAUCUUCAUUCUCCAACUCAAGUGCUUCGUUUCAAGUUUUCAGCAGAUCGGAAAUCCGCUGAAAUAGUGGAAGUAUUUUCUGAUGAAGGAAGAUUCACUUCAGCGGGAGCAGUAGCCACUUCGUUUGAUAAUGGAAAACAAAUGUUGAUUGGAACUGUAUUUAGAGAUGUCACUCACUGUGAUAUCAAUAUAUCUUUGGAUUUCUAA
Molecule: messenger RNA, 1095 nt
Organism: Caenorhabditis remanei
Lineage: Eukaryota; Metazoa; Nematoda; Chromadorea; Rhabditida; Rhabditidae
Exons: 5
Coding region: 1-1095 (364 amino acids)
Molecular function (GO): arylesterase activity
Source: RefSeq, a predicted model, not a curated record